AUGGUAUGUGAAGAUGACAGUGAGAAGCCCUACCACUGCAACUGGGAAGGCUGCGGCUGGAAGUUCGCCCGCUCCGACGAGCUCACGCGUCACUACCGCAAGCACACCGGCCACCGGCCCUUCCAGUGCCACCUCUGCGAACGGGCCUUCUCCCGCUCCGACCACCUCGCCCUCCACAUGAAGCGGCACAUGGGAACGAUGAAUUUCUCCAACCAUCCCGUCCCACUGGAAAGGCUGGCUCUGCUGUCCCGUCUUCCCGGAGCCUCCUGGGAGCUGGAGUGACAGUCCGCGGCUGUUUUUGAGGUUUGCCUGUGAGAUCAGAGUACAAACCAGUUCUUCUUCGCCUUUCAUCAUCGCUGGGCCGGGCAGGAG
Messenger RNA from Tinamus guttatus (white-throated tinamou), 372 nucleotides. Lineage: Eukaryota; Metazoa; Chordata; Aves; Tinamiformes; Tinamidae. The record is from RefSeq and is a predicted model, not a curated record.